GGCAAGACCAAGGGUGAUGGAGGGAACCUGCGACCUACUGCAAAGGUGAAGACACGGGUGCCAUGGAUACCGCCUGGGAAGGCCUCCGUGCGGGAUGCCUCUUACAAAUGGGAGGUCUGACAUGCUAUUCACUCCUUUUAUCUAAUCUGUUGUUUUAUCUCAUUUCCACUAAUGCAAUGUAUUCAUACUGCACCUAUUAAAGCAAUAUCUUAUGAAAGCACUCAUAUCAAGACUUUCCUAUCAACACUUUCUAUAAUAUGCUAUAAAAUGGAUCAGAAGAAUACAUAUAGCCAGAGUCUGUGGUCACUGAACCUGUCCAUGUCUUAGGGGCCGACUCAUUGUCUGGAGAUCACACCAUUACCUGAGCCCGAGACCUCCCACUCUCCCCUGCGAUUGGCCGACCUGUCGUCAGAGGAGGAGGAAGUGCUGCAUGGACGAAUCAACCAGUAUGAGAGGAAGAUUGACAGCCUGAUGACUGAGGUCAGCUCGUUGAAGAGUGAGGUCUGUCCCUCCCAUUUAAUUGUCCUUAGGACCGGUUCCACAUGUUCCCCUAGUCCCUCACCCAUUGAUACAUUGAUUUAUUUUCUAAGUGUGUGUUUGUGCGUGUGUGUAUGUAUGUACAUGCCUGUGUAGGUGGAGCUGCGGAAGGAAGGAGCAGCUGCUGGAGCGCCAGUCGGAGAAGCUGAGCGCCUCCCGGCGGGUCAUCGAGGAGCAGGAGGAGGAGCUGGCCGAGGUGGCCAAGGAGCUAGAGGUCACGGAGAGGGAAAACUCCCGCCUGCGCCACUCCAUGGAGAAGAUGUUGGAGGAGACAGACUGUACCAGCAGGUAUGGCCCAGACAGACACACUUGAAGCCAUAGUUAAUUCAAAUUGUAUUUAAUUUACUUUGUUUUCCUAACGUUCCAACUUCAACUUCUCAUAACUUUUUUUUACUUCCUGUAUUUGAAAAAAUAUACAUUUUAUGAACAGUCUUAGUCAGAAAGUAGAUAGGGCGACAGAUACAGAGUGGCAGACAGAAAGGAAAGGCUUAGGUGGGAUUCAAACCCCGUCGCCAGCAGGUAAGUGUAGUCAGGAGUCUGCAGCGCUAGCACUAGGCCAGACUCCAGUAAAACUUCUCAUGACUGUAAUGAGCCUUGAUUCUCAGAUGCCUUUAACCCAUCAACAGUCCUAGCAGGCUGUCACACUAUGGCCUAUUUGGUCGUUUUUCAUCAAAUCUGAUUAUUGUCAGAAGUUGCAAAUUAAGCCCCCAGUGACUCAUGCUAAAUAAUAUAAUUGUCCUACUUAAUAAUAUACAGCGGUGCUAAAUAAACGUGAAACUAUAAAACAUUAUUUAUCUUGUGCCCCUUAUUCAAAAUCUUCCAUCCCUUUGCCUCUCUCCUGUUGCGUCUGCCAUAACCCCCCUGUCCAGACUGGAGAGGUCUAUGGAGUCGAUGCAGCUGGAGAAGGACACUCUGCUCAAGAAGCUGAUGGAGGCAGAGAUGGACGGGACGGCCGCUGCCAGGCAGGUGUCAGCCCUGAGAGAGACCAUCACCAAGAUGAGGAGCUCCAGCACCAGUGUGAGUGUCGGCAGCGACAGGGUUGGGGGUCAAUACCAUUCAAAUGCCAAUUCACAGACCAUUUGUUAUUUCCAGAGAUAAUAUCAAUGAACUUCCUGAGUUGACUGAAUUGAAAUGGAAUUGACCCCAACCAUGCAAAGAUACCAAUAUAUUUCAAAAUGCAUAUGGUAGGUGUAACCUCAAGGAUAUACAGUAGGUGUUGAUAUAUGAAAUGCUUUAUUUUGGUUGGAAAAGAGGAUGUCGGGGUCUGAGUCUUCUCUCCUGGCGCGUCAGAAGGAGCUGCUGCUCCAGAAACUGGAAACAUUUGAGUCCACCAACCGCACUCUCCGCCACCUACUGAGGGAACAGCAUGGACGUGAGGUACAGGUUCACCCUCCAUGCCAGUAGAGGGCAGACUAACAUAAAGCAGAGUAGAGCAAUUCACUUUUAUCCAUAACACCGGCCUUGAUUCGCAAAGUAAGCGACUUUCCUUAUCCUGAACCCUAACCCUACUUGAACCCCUAAGUUUCAACAACUUCCAGGAUGGUGAAAAUGCUGACAUGAUGAAUAACCAUGGACGUUCGGAAGCAGGAUGAGUCAGCAAGCCAAUUAGAACUCACAAUCUUAUCAUGUUGUGGCCUGAAAUAAGAGCCUCUUAUAGCUGCACUUUUACCUGUUGUGGUGGUGGUGGCAGUUUUUUUUAUUUUUAAACAGAUGGAAUCCAUGAGGAUGUCAGAGCAGAAAGAUGUACUUCUGAAGAGGCUGACGGACACAGAGGCAGAAAACUCGGUGUGUUUCUUUAAAUAAGCCACUGUCAGUCAGCAAAAUAUUCUGUGAAUCAUGAAUCCCCAAAAUGUCCUCUUCAAAAUGGUUUGUGCUUAUUGGACGGCUGAUGAAUAGAAGAAGGUUGUACUGACCUACAUUUCUGUAUCAUUCCUCACACAGAAUCUUGUUUUGAAACUUCAAGAGAAAGAGAGGGAGGUUAAUCAACUGACUACACUUAUGGACACUGAGAAGGUGAAGUAUAGUUGCAGUAGUUUUAGGCUACAUCCCACACACUAACAGCGUGUUCAACAAAUAUAGAAUUAUUUGAAUUGAUUUGCUUUCUGUUGUUGUUCCAGGAGAAUGCUAAGACCACAGGCGAGCUGUCUAAAGUACUGGAGUCUACUCGGGCCCAUUUGCAGAGCCAGUUGCGCAGCAAAGAGGCAGACAACAACCGCCUUGCUGUGCAAAUCAAG
Molecule: messenger RNA, 2771 nt
Organism: Coregonus sp. 'balchen'
Lineage: Eukaryota; Metazoa; Chordata; Actinopteri; Salmoniformes; Salmonidae
Source: the annotation of a GenBank genome assembly